Messenger RNA from Pantherophis guttatus, 5372 nucleotides. NCBI's taxonomy places the organism in Eukaryota, Metazoa, Chordata, Lepidosauria, Squamata, Colubridae. The record is from RefSeq and is a predicted model, not a curated record.
CUGCACCUCUCCUGCAUGGUGGGCCGGGACGCCUCCCUUCCUCCUGCUGGGCUGGGGCCAAAAGCAGGCUGGCUGUCUUGCCUGCUUCUGCCUUGCCUCCUGCUUCUCUGGGCCAAGAAGUGGGGGGGGGGAGUGCUCUUGCUCUGCUGCUGGGGGGCUUCCCCUCUCCUCUCUGCAUCGACUCAUCCUCCAACUCGCCCAGUCCUCCAGACCCGCUUCAUCGAGGAACCGGAGGACCAGACAGUGGUUGCCGGGCAGAAGGUGGUGCUGUCCUGCGUGGUGCUGAACUACUCCGGGAUCGUGCAGUGGACCAAAGAUGGCCUGGCUCUGGGAAUGGGACAAGGCCUCAAAGCCUGGCCACGCUACAGGAUCAUUGGGGUAACAGAUUCCGGCCAGUUCAAUCUGGAGAUCACCGAUGCGGAGCUCUCCGACGAUGCCUUGUAUGAAUGCCAGGCCACAGAAGCUGCCCUGCGAUCGCGGCGCGCCAAGCUGACAGUCCUCAUUCCCCCUGAAGACCCGAUGAUUGACGGGGCCCCCGAGAUCUUGCUCCGGGCUGGCACACCACACAACCUCACCUGCCGUGCACAGAACGCCAAGCCUGCGGCCACAAUCAUCUGGUUCCGCGAUGGGUUGCCACAGUCUGAGGCCGCUACUGCCACGGAAGUCUUAAUGGAUGGGAAGAGAGAGAGCACCAUUAGCCAGCUCCUCAUCACGCCCACCGACCUGGACAUCGGGCGAGUCUACGUGUGCCGUUGCAGCAACGAUGCCAUCCCUGCGGGCAAGGAGGCCUCCAUCAAGCUCAACGUUCACCACCCUCCAACGGUGACACUGUCCAUUCAGCCACAGACGGUGCAGGAAGGGGAAAGGGUCACCUUCACCUGCUUGGCCAAUGCCAAUCCGGAGAUCAAAGGCUACAGGUGGGCGAAAGGCGGAACGAUGAUUGAGGAUGCCAAGGAGAGCAAAUACGAGACACAGGUGGAUUACACCUUCUUCACAGAGCCUGUCUCCUGUGAAGUGCGCAAUGACGUGGGCAGCACCAAUGUCAGCACCCUGGUGGACGUCCAUUUCGCUCCUCGAAUUGUGGUGGAUCCAAAGCCCCUGACCACGGAUAUUGGCUCGGAUGUCACCUUGACCUGCGUGUGGACUGGGAAUCCCCCGCUGACCCUCACCUGGGCCAAGAAGGAAUCCAACAUGAUACUCGGGAACAGCAACCAGCUGCACCUCAAGUCUGUCAAGCAGUCAGACGCAGGGCUGUACGUCUGCAAGGCCAUCGUGCCACGGAUCGGGGUGGGUGAGCGUGAAGUGGCCCUCUUUGUCAACGGUCCGCCGAUCAUCUCCAGCGAUUCCACCCAGUACGCUGUGCGAGGCGACCGAGGAAAAGUGGAAUGCUUCAUUGGGAGCACGCCUCUCCCCGACCGAAUCGCCUGGGGUUGGAAGGAGAACAUCUUGGAGAUGGGCACCUUGGAGCGUUACACCGUCGAGCGGAGCAACACGGGGGAUGGGGUGCUCUCCACCCUCACCAUCAACAACGUAAUGGAGGUGGAUUUCCAGACGCGCUACAACUGCACCGCCUGGAAUGCCUUCGGUCCACAGACGGCCAUCAUUCAGUUGGAGGAGAAAGAGGUUCUGCCAGUGGGCAUCAUUGUUGGUGCCACCAUUGCAGCUGGUAUUUUGCUCAUCUUCUGCUUCAUCGCGCUGGGAUGUUUCCUCUACCGACGUCGCAAAGGGAGCCGAAAAGAUGUGACCCUGCGUAAACUGGACAUCAAAGUGGAGACGGUGAACCGGGAGCCCCUGACGCUGCACACAGACCGCGAGGAGGACACGGCCAGUGUCUCCACCGCAACGCGGGUCAUGAAAGCCAUUUACUCGUCCUUCAAGGACGACGUGGACCUGAAGCAGGACUUGCGUUGUGACACAGUGGACACGCGGGAAGAAUACGAGCUGAAGGAUCCCACCAAUGGCUAUUACAACGUUCGUGCCCAUGAGGACAGGCCGUCUUCCCGCACGGUGCUCUACACGGACUAUCGCACCCCUGGCCCAGCUCGCUAUGACGGGCGGCCGUCUUCGCGCCUCUCCCAUUCCAGCGGUUACGCCCAGCUCAGCAGCUACGGCCGCGGCCCUGCCUCCGACUACAGCGGAGACCCAGUCCCGGGGCCCACACCAGGCACAGCCACUGCCGACACGGCCAGCCAACUCUCCUAUGAAAACUAUGGGGGUCAUUCGGGCUUCCCCCCGAGUGCCGGCUAUGCCACCUACCGCCUGGGUUACAGUCAGCCUCCACCACCCACCCUGGACCGGGCGGCCUACGACACAUAUGACCCCCUGGGAAAAUACACCACGGCAACCCGCUUUUCAUACACCUCCUCGGACUAUGGUCAGCGUUUCCAGCAGCGCAUGCAGACUCAUGUCUGAAGUGGGCGUUGCAUCCUGGCGGGGUGCAGGUACCUCAUGACUGCCCCCUGAUAUUCAGGGGGCCUUUCCCUCUCCCCCUUCCCAGCCUCUUUCCAGGCUGGACUUGUGGACAAUGCAGAGCGUGGCACCUUCUGCCUGACUGAGGAUAACGCGGUGGCCACCGGUCCAGCUGUUCUUCUACGGUUCCUUCCUUGCUGCUUUUAACAGUCUCCGGCGGUUCUUUUGUGAGGGUCCAGUUUCUCCAUAUGCCCCUUCCUCAAGGGCUCCCCCUUUCCUCUUUGUAAAGACAGAAGUGGGGAGGGCAAUGGGAGCACCCACAGAGCAGUUGUGCCUCUGUUGAAACUCAUUCUCCACCUUACCCACAGAAGGGCCAUCCGUUGGCAGCCCCAGGAAAAGCAAUGGGCAGCCUCCCACUCAUGGCACUGGGGGCACUGAGGCCCAAUUUGGUACAGAGAGGCCUAAUGGUUGGGGGGGCAUCGGUCGAGUUUUAGCCCUGGUUUUUUGCACAAGCCAUGGCCAGACCAGCCUCAGGUACAACAGGUGCCUCCUUAAAGCCCCUCUUAAGAAAAGCGGUUUGCACUUGGGGCAACACUGGCUGGGAAGGAUCCAGGCUGAAGUCCGCACCCCUCAUGGACCCCCUUUGGCUGAAGGCUGACCGACUGAAAGUCCUGCCCGGCUCAGCCACAGCUGUGCAUGCUGCGAAUUGUGGUACGAAAUGGACUCCUUGGGGGCGAUUCCUCCCACGCCCCUCUCUCUUGCAGGAAGGUGUUCAUAAAACUUGCACCUUGUGUGGGUCCAGUUAUGAGAGGGCAAGAUGGGGAUGCUCUCCGGUGCCCCCCACCCAAAAGGAAGGUCUCAUCCCCAAGUGAAGCUGCCAGCCAGGAGGGCCUUUGCAAGACAUGGCACUGUGAGUCCCCCCACUCAAAGCCUUCUGCCACGGUAGCCAUCCUGGAGAAAGCCUCUUCUGCACCCUCCCCCCAUCCUCUUGUUUGAGCCCCCUCCCUUGAGGCUGGGGGCAGCCUGGUUGCAACCGGAGGAAGAGGAGAGGUUCUUUGGGAGGUCAGUGCUGGACACACCCUCCCUUCUCCCAUGUGGCCACUUUCUGAGGGGCAAGAUCUUACGGGCCCCUCCCAUCCCCAGCAGGAGGGCUUAUGGCUUCUUUCUCUCUCCGGCCUGGACCCCAGCUGUUGCAGAGGGUUGGUGAAAGCAUCCUGUGGGUCGCUGUGGGUCUGUACAGCCACACACAGACACACACACACCAUUGUUCUGCCCUCCUUGCUGGGGAGUGAUUGCAAGCGCUUCUGUCGCCUGUGCCUUAAAACUCUUGCUCUGGUGUGCCCACUAAGAAGGCAGAGUAAAUUGGGGGGGGCAGCUUGACUGCCCCCUCCCCCAGGCUGCAGGUACCCCAGGCUGCCAACUGGGACAGACAGGAGAGACUUGGCUUCUAGGCUGCACCAGAUCCCUCCCACCAGCCCAUCUCCCUGGCCCUCCUUGGCACAGUUCAUAUCUCAAGUGUACAGUAGGACAUGCGAGACACACAACUGGGAAUCCACUCCCCCCCCCACCCCCAUCUAACAAUGGUACACCCACACCCACCCCGUCCUUUGCAUACUGCAUAUUCUGGUACUCUGGGAGGGGGGGCACCUGUACUUGCCUAGGAACAACUACCUGAAGAAGUGCAUUGAGACAGCGCCCUCUUCUGGCUGGUUCUGGGAAGUGUCUGUUUCUGCAGCGCUGUGGAUGUUGGUGCUAUUUGGGGUUCUGCUUCACCUUCUCCCUGCCACCCAGGGGUGAAACCUACUUGCCUUCCUUACUGGUUCAGAAGUGCAUGCGCUGUGCGACCACAUGCACCACAUGCAUGCGCAGACCCUCUGUGCAUGCGCAAAACCUGUGCAUGCAUAGAGGGUAAAAAACACAUUACUUCCUGGUUAAAACCAGGAAGUAACGACACCCGGGCGGGUGGGCAGAGCCUCACGCCGCCAUCCCUACCGGUUCUCCGAACCACCUGCCACAAUCACUACCAGAUCGCCCGAGCAUUUCGCCCCUGCUGCCACCCCUAGUGCGCUGGGGCUGGAAAAUCCAGAGAAGGCCUCCGUUGGAUUUAAGGACACUUUCCAAGGGGAGCCCCUUUCUAAGCCCCCUUCUAAGACGGCAAGGGAGGCCCCUUUAGAGGCCCCUUCUCCUUGGGGAACAAGAGAAGUGAGUUUGGGGGUUCAGGGUGCAAAAUCUCCCGGAACAGCUGAGAUCAUGUUGCAGUUCCCUCCUGGAGAGGGCCAGGGAGCCCCAGAUUGGUCUCAUAUUGCAAGUUGCAGGGAAGUUGCUGAAUGCUGAGUUGGACCCCUGACCCACACGACCCACCCCUCUUUUUCACCAGAGCUGCCAGGAAUUGAACCUGCACUCUGCUCACCAGGAAGCGGGGGAGUUGAGGAGGGGCGGUGCCAAAAGCAACAGGGUAGUCCACCGAUUCUAAGCCUGUGGCUGCAUUUAUUCAACCCGCCAUGCCCAUAGGCCCAUUCCUGAAUGAGCCCAUUUCCGGAGUCAGUUUGAAAGGCCCAACGGCCCGGGUUCAUACAACUCGCUUGGCUGCAAGCAAACCAGCAUUAACAUUAGCUAAGCUUGUCAUGUUGUAUGAAUGCAACUUCCACCCCCACUUCAUGAACAUCCAGAAUUUGAGCAAUAACUUAAUUCCAACUCCAAAAUGCGCUUUGUGAUGAGAGCGAACAGCUGCCUGUCUUCGCACGGGCCUCUCCGGCUCUUGGGGUGCAGGUGAUGGUGUGGGGAGAGGGCGCCACUGGCGCGUUUUUGAUUUCUCUCCUGAAGGCAUACAUUCGUGACUGUCCCAUCACUUCCUUCCUUCACCUCACUUUUUAAAACAAAUUGGUUUCCUUUUCUCAUUCUUAAAAAAAUAUUAUGUACUAUAUUUUUAGUCGCAAACACAAUAUAUUAUAUAUAAAUAUAUA